AUGCACAAACUACCUACAGAAAUACUUCUGCUCAUAUUCAGGAGUUUGAGGUUGUCAGACCUGAGCAGGGCAUCGAGAUGCUGCCGAUUUUUCCACGCUCUUGCCACGCCCGAGCUUUUCGGAACCUUGCGAAUCCGGAUGAAGUCCCAUACCUCGGACCGGCAGAUAAUCAAGCUUCUCAGCACCUUCAUGCAGCCCUCGUAUUUGCAUCGAUUACUACAGCGCAUUGAAGUAGUGGUCGAUGACGACCGCCUAUGGACGCGCGAGAACUCGUUGUUUUUGGGCAUCUCGCUGAGGCACAUCUUGGACCGAUCAGGUGUUCCGGAAGGCAUUCGGUCGUACAGAUGGAGUGCCGCCUACCCCUUCACCGGAGUCGUCUUCCCCAAUUUGCAGCGGCUCGACUGUGGAGCUGUCGGCCCACAAAGCAUCGAGUGGGUGCGAUGGCACUUGAACCACUGCGCCUCGCUGGCGGAAGUCCAGUUAUCGUUUACGCUGUCAUGCAACCUAACCCAGUCGAGGGCCUCGGCGCUUCUUAAUCGCGCUAACUUCAGCGGACUCAAACGACUCAGUUUGACGUUUAUCAACGUGGCCCUGUUCGAUCCAAAGAAGGCACAUGCGCUGACAACACUCGACCUAAGAUACUGUCCCGGGGCCGAAUCCUUCUGCCAAAGACUUGCCGUCGCUUUGCCGCCCGACUUGAGGGAGUUGCGAAUCUUGGCGUAUGCGGAAUCAGGGCGGCCGGAUAACUUCACUGCGUGGCUAAGAUCAGCACGUAACGUCCAGCACGUCGCCCUCUGCAUCGGUGGCCUAUCGGAUAUCAUCCCAUUCGAGCAAGUGAGGGGCCACAGGUCGACGCUUCGGACCCUAGUCCUAGACCCCCGGCGGAAUCUGUUGGACCCCUCCUCGGUUCUCAAAUACAGACCUGCCGAUCUCCGAGAAAUCGUCGAACAAUGCAUCUCACUCCGAACGUUAGGCCUGCCUCUGGAUUUGCGCGACUAUCAGUUCCAGUUCCGAUACACCCGGUCGCACCAGAUCUGCGCCGCAGCGCAGUCGUAUCGAUGCCAAACACCUCGCUCGGCGCUUCCUCCUCAAACAGUGCAGCGUAAGGGUUUUGAUAGGGCACGGAAGAGGGAUCAAUGCGUUUACCACGACGGACGGCCGGACGAUUGUUUCUACCAGAUUGUCGAGGAAAGAGCAAUUCCAGCUUUGUGCAGAAUAAGGCCUACCGAGGGUUUUUGA
Messenger RNA from Colletotrichum destructivum, 1239 nucleotides. Its product is annotated as Putative F-box domain, leucine-rich repeat domain superfamily, F-box-like domain superfamily. The transcript has 2 exons. NCBI's taxonomy places the organism in Eukaryota, Fungi, Ascomycota, Sordariomycetes, Glomerellales, Glomerellaceae. Gene Ontology annotation, molecular function: protein binding. The record is from RefSeq and is a predicted model, not a curated record. The coding region runs from base 1 to 1239 and encodes 412 amino acids.